CCGCGCAUGCGCACUCGGGGUCUUGAUCAAAGACCCAAGAUACAGGCAGAAAACGGCACUAAAACGUGGACGGUCGGAAUAGAGGAAUAUAUUCCAGCGCGUCUGUUUGGAUAUGAAAGGAUAUUUCAAGCGAUCUCAGACAACAGAAGGGCUUCGAUUCAGCUUUUAGUGAAUCUGCAGUUUGUUGUGAAUAAGACAAUAACGGUGUUCCUUUCAGGUCCGCUAGCGGCGCGCGCACAGGAUCAGGAUAAGGAUCAGGAUGGAGCUGUGAGAGCUGAACCCCACCGGCCCUGAGACAACACGGACAUUAGAGCUGAACCCCACCGGCCCUGAGACAACACGGACAUUAGAGCUGAACCCCACCGGCCCUGAGACAACACGGACAUUAGAGCUGAACCCCACCGGCCCUGAGACAAUACGGACAUUGGAGCUGAACCCCACCGGCCCUGAGACAUCACGGACAUUAGAGCUGAACCCCACCGUCCCUGAGACAUCACAGCACCACACGGACAUUAGAGCUGAACCCUGAGACAUUACAGCACCACACGGACAUGAGUUCCAAGGCCCAGAAGAACCAGUAAAGUAUGGAGUGAAUCCUUGUAGAGGAUGUGAUCUGUGUGCUGAAGCUGACACUGAACAUGGGGGACCUGAGCCAGGACACACACUGGACAAACACCUUCAUUGUGCCUCACAUCACAUCUUUUGACCUUUAUGAUUUUAACAGAGCUAAAAUCCGCUCCAGCCUUAAAUGGCUGGUGUCCAAGGCUUUCAGUCCCGACAGCGUUCCGGACAAACUGAAUGAUCCAUUUUACACAGAUCAGUACGAGCAGGAGCACGUGAAGCCACCGGUGGUGGACCUGCUGCUCUCGGCCGAGCUGUACUGCCGUGCGGGAAGUCUGAUCCUCAAAAGCGAUGCUGCCAAGCCACUGCUGGGCCAUGAUGCUGUUAUCCAGGCCCUGGCUCAAAAAGGCUUGUAUGUGACCGUCCAUGAGAGGUUGGUCACUGAGAGAGAUCUGUCCAUGAGGCCAAUUCAGAUGAGUGCUCACCUGGCGCUGAUCGACACUUUGAUGAUGGCGUAUACGGUGGAGACUGUGAGUAUGGACAAGGUGGUAGCGUGCAUGCAGCAGUAUUCUACCGACUGUGCUGACGGAGACACGCCUUAUGACACAGAGGAUGGCGUCAUUAGCUGGAUGAAUAAGGUAAACGAGUACUUGAAAGAGAUCAUCAUUCAGGAGCAAAGCAGGAGAGAGGCACAGAGGGCAGAACCCCUCGAGAUCCCUAAGUCUCCAACCAAAUGGUAUAUGAAGCUGGUUCCUGCUCGCUAUAGAAAGGAACAGACAUUACCUAAAACAGUACCGUGGAUCCCCCCAGUGGACAACCUGCUGAAGGACAGCACAGAUGGCUGUGCCCUCGCGGCUCUGCUGCACUUCUACUGCCCCGAUCUCAUCAAACUAGAUGACGUGUGCCUGAAAGAAAGCAUGUCGUUAGCGGACAGCUUGUACAACCUUCAGCUGGUUCAGGACUUCUGCUGCGAGCACUUGAACCACUGCUGCCACUUCAGUCUGGAGGACAUGGUCUACGCCUCUUCUUCCAUCAAAAAUAACUACCUUGUGUUCAUGGCUGAGCUCUUCUGGUGGUUUGAAGUGGUUAAGCCAUCUUUUGUGCAGCCUCAGGUUUUGGCCGAUGAUGCUCCACCACUGAAGAAUGUGCCAUCUGUGUCCAUUUCUAAAGUCACAAAGAGAAGCUUCGUCGAAAGACCUUCCAAUCCAAACAGACAAAGUCUCCCGCUUCGACAACAGCCUUUAACAUCAAACUCAGGUGAAAUUAGACGAUCAACCUCCAUGUCAUUUGUCGACAGCUUUUUGGGGACUUGGCCCAAGGAGAGGAGGUCAGGGUCUCAGGGAGUGUCCUUUGACAUCCCAUUUGAUAAGGACACCAACCCCCAAACUACUACACAACCCAGACGUGGUAUGACGAGGUCUGUGAGCACUGAGGGAUUCGGGCUCAAAGUCGCCAAGGGAAUGAAGAGAAAUCUGUCCUUUCAACCAAUCAGUGGUCAAAACAUUGAGGAAGAGGGCUGUCCAGAUAACCUUGUGGAAAUUCAACACAGUGAUCUGAAUGGCACAGCAAAAACUAGCAUUGAGGAAGCCCUGGAAAUAAUUAAUAAUUCAGAAAAGCAACAGGGCUUGAGGGCUGAGGCAGAGAAUGAAGGUUUCUUCCUUCACAUGCAGACCAAAGAAGAGCUGACCCCCAAAACGCAAGCUGAAGAAGGAGACUCUGUGUCAGAGGCCAUGUGCAUUUCAAGUGCUUCAACUACAGAGGUGGACACUGGGAUCCACGUAAAGACAGAAGACAUACAAGAGACCCUGGAUGAUGACUCAUCGCUGAGAGACUGCACAACGAGUAUGGAGUUAGAUGCAGACCAGUGCUUUGAGGCUAGAGCAAGUCACAGCCAGGAUUCCAUUGGUUCAUAUCCCAGUAGUGUUGGCACCAAGUCUCCCAUACCUGAUACCCCCAUGGGGAUUAAGAUGACCAGCUUUGCCGAACAAAAGUUUAAAAAACUCAAUCCAAAUACAGAGUCCAAAGGUGGCAUCUCUCAGGGGACCACACCAGACAGUUCAGACCUCAACCUUUCACACUCAGUUUCAUGGGCCCCCUCACCAGAGACAAGCCCUGCCCACCAGCCACAGAGGGAUCCAGCACAGGCCAUGGCUGCAGAAAUGGUGCAGCUUCGCAUGCGGCUGGAAGAGAAGCGUCGAGCCAUAGAAGCUCAGAAGAAAAAGGUAGAAGCUGCCUUCACACGUCACAGACAAAAGAUGGGGCACAAUGCCUUUCUCACAGUGGUCAAAAAGAAGAAUGACGGUGCCUCACAAAUACAGGAAUACACCACAUGCCCAGACAGUACCAAGACACUAAAUGAUGCUGUAAAAUCUCCAGAAAAGUCUCCUGUCAAGUCCCUUGGGGAGGAGAGCACGUCUGAGGCAGACCUAGUAGAGUACACGCGUUCUAUCAACAAGUUGAACAAUUCUCUAAGCUUUUUGCAGGCAGAGAUGCAGCGGCUAGCCCAGCAGCAGGAGAUCAUAAUGCAAAUGCGGGAACAGCAGUCCUGGGUUGUGUGUCCAGCACAGCCUUCGCCCCAAAAACAGGUACAGGAGCUUCGAGGAAGCGGGACUCGAUCCUCAGGUUCCCCUUCACCGGCUGACUCCCCGCUUGUCACCCAUCGAUCCCCAGUCAAUAUCAAGAGGAAGUCAGCUUCCUUCCAUUCGAAAACCCCACGAACACCCAGGCCUACUGAGCUGAAGAUCACACCCUUCAACCGAGUUCUCACUGUACCCCAGUCUGUGGACAGCAUACCCCGUCUGCGCAGAUUUUCACCCUCUCAGUCUGUAUCCAGCUCCUUUGCAUACAUGGGAAAUGACACAAAACCAAGCAAAAAUAAUAUGCAAGCUGAACCCUUGUGUACAGAAGGUACUGCUUCUGAUCUCACUUUAUUUACCAAUGAUACACAACAACCUAAUGUUGAAACAGACAGCGCAAAGUCAAUAAACAAGUACUCAGAGUACAGUGUGGAGGAAAAUGGAGAGAUGGAGGCUAACGGAAAAGAAUCAAAAGGAGAAAUUAAGCCCACAGUGGAAGCCAGUGUUUCUGAGGUGUUGUCCCAAGCUGUAAAAGAAACAUUCACAGUAACAGCUACUGAGAAGCCAACAGAUUCAUUUACUCAAAUCAACAAAAACUUGAUCGAAGUGCCACUAUCAAUCCUAAAGCCUCUAGAUGGACAGGAGUUGGAAGAAGGUGGAGAGCAAUUGACAACAGGAGAGAACCUGGAUGAUGACCAGAAGAUGUGCUGUGGAUUCUUCUUUAAGGAUGACAUGAAGGGGGAGAACAGCAUGGCACUGAAGCGAGCUGCCCUGCUGGAGAAGAGGCAGAGGAGGGAGAGGGAGCAUCAGCAGAGGAAGCAGCAGCUUGAGACUGAGAUAGAACAGAAGAAAGAGGAGGCUAGAUUAAAGGCAGAGGAAGAUCGAAUGAAGAAGGAGGAGGAAAAAGCCAGACGGGAGUUCAUCAAGCAAGAAUACCUAAGGAGAAAGCAGCUCAAGCUCAUGGAGGACAUGGACAUGCUGGUAAAAUCUCGGCCAGCCACGGCUAAGCAAAGGAAACCAAGGCCUAAAUCCAUUCACAGGGAUGUGAUUGAGUCACCCAAGACCCCUGUUAGGGCAACAGCAGGUUCACGACCUCGUGUUUUUUCAGUGUCCAGUAUCUCUUUGGCCUCCCUUAAUCUGGGAGACAAUGACAGCAUCAGCUCAGAGAAACGAACCCCCAGAAGCAAUAGCUUAGCAUCGGGCAGCCUAUACGGCUUCUUGAACUCUCCUCGUGUAAGAAGGAGAAGUAGGCCUGAUUCAGCUGAUAGCUUCCUGUCUCCUUCUCGGUCUGGGAGCCAUAAUGAAGAAAAAGACUGGGAAAAUGCUUCCACCACCUCCUCUGUCACUUCAACCACUGAAUACACAGGUCCUAAAUUGUACAAAGAGCCCAGUGCCAAGUCGAAUAAGCAUAUAAUUCAGAACGCUUUGGCUCAUUGUUGUCUGGCUGGGAAAGUCAAUGAAGGUCAGAAGAACAAGAUCCUGGAGGAGAUGGAAAAAUCACAGGCCAACAACUUCCUAAUCCUGUUCCGUGAUUCGGGCUGCCAGUUCCGUGCUGUGUACACGUACUGCCCUGACACGGAGCACAUGAACAAGUUGGCUGGAAUUGGGCCCAAAAGCAUCACACGCAAGAUGAUCGAAGGUCUGUUCAAGUACAAUUCUGAUCGGAAACAGUUUAGCCAAAUCCCAGCUAAGACCAUGUCUGCCAGUGUAGAUGCCAUAACCAUCCACGGUCACUUGUGGCAGACCAAGAAGCCAGGAACACCGAAGAAAGUAGCACCCAACAAGUCCUAAUGUUGUAUACAGUAUCAGCUCUCGCUACUGAAUCUCAGCAAUGCGCUUUUUCUUACUUAUAAACUGCAACCUGCACUGCGCAUCUUUCUGCAUCUUUGUCAUGGAACACAACUCACACUACAACUAAGCAUAUGCACAACUGGAUUGUAAAGCAGGACGGGCUUGUCAGUGGAUCCUGUAUUUAGAACCUGAGCAGUGCAGUUCUGUUAAAGAUUGUGUGUGGCUGCGUGGGAGGAUGUGUGUAACUUUUAUAUGUGGCAAGAAAAAGAUAAAUAAGGAAAUUAUGUAAUAUGACUGCUUUUGGUAUACUGAAGCACUGAAUGUUAUUUGCCUGUAUGAAAAGAAAUGUUGUAUAUGGUUUCAAGUUCUUCGGUUACUUUUUGUUUUAUAGUAUGUAAUGAAGUAAUCUUAUGAAAGAUACUUACCAUUAAAGUGUUUUUGUUUAUUUUUAAAGAGCUGGUCACCAGUGGACCUCGUCUUCGGGAGUAAUGCUGUAUGUUAAAUAAAUGAAUGUGGUAUUAAGUACA
This is a messenger RNA of Tachysurus fulvidraco (yellow catfish), 5455 nucleotides long. RefSeq names its product calmodulin regulated spectrin-associated protein family, member 2a (gene camsap2a). Gene Ontology annotation, molecular function: calmodulin binding; spectrin binding; microtubule minus-end binding. Lineage: Eukaryota; Metazoa; Chordata; Actinopteri; Siluriformes; Bagridae. Bases 639 to 4928 code for a protein of 1429 amino acids. Gene Ontology annotation, biological process: negative regulation of microtubule depolymerization; neuron projection development; cytoplasmic microtubule organization. Gene Ontology annotation, cellular component: microtubule minus-end. The record is from RefSeq and is a predicted model, not a curated record. The transcript is spliced from 19 exons.